Alternaria atra is the source of this 2076-nucleotide messenger RNA. RefSeq lists its product as uncharacterized. The record is from RefSeq and is a predicted model, not a curated record. Lineage: Eukaryota; Fungi; Ascomycota; Dothideomycetes; Pleosporales; Pleosporaceae. The transcript is spliced from 6 exons. Bases 1 to 2076 code for a protein of 691 amino acids.
AUGUCUCUCGAGCUAGAUGCAAAGUAUGUCAAGACAGGUGUAUGGACCAACCUGGAUGGCGGGGCCAUUCUAGGAAGAACGAUUACGACCGACACGCAAACCGGUAACCUCAUAGUUGCCUUGUUAGCCAUACUUUCAACACUAGGUACUGCGCAUCUCUGGCAUCUAAUCGCUUUCGCGAUACAUCAGAUCCGAGCCAAUGGCCACGAAUCAGAUCCUCUCUUCAGACAGCAACAAGCAUUGCUGCGCACACUCCCAACUCCAAGCUCUGUAGUUGCAGAGGCACUAAAGCUAUGGUGGGCUUGGAGGAGAAAGGCAGACCGGCCGUUCCUUCGAUCAAUAUUGCUGGUGCUUAUCGCACUUAUCUUCACGACCAUGACAAUAGCGGCCUCGGUAUUUUCUUCGCUUGUUGUUGACACUGGAACCAUCGAGGUACUAGUAGACUCCCCAUUCUGUGGAAGCGCGAAUCUUAUCGGAACGGCGUGGCGAGAAUACUCGAAAGAAUUGGACCUAGCUGCUCCGGCCUAUACGCAAGACUGUUACAGCAACGGAUCGCUUCCUGUGACGUGUAACGUCUUCACAAAACCUAAUGUCCCCCUCAACGUCGGCAGCGUGCCCUGUCCGUUCAACGAAACCAUGUGUGAUACCGAGGACGCCGUUAGUAUCGACUCCGGCCUCAUAGAUGUUAGCAAAGCCUUCGGACUGAACUUGCCUGCCAAAGACCGGGUCACCUUUCGAAAGAAAAUCGAAUGCACUGUGUUGCCGGUUGUAAAUUAUUACGACGUUAUUGACCUGAAAGAUAUGCCCAUGUGGAAACCUGACUACAGAGAAAUAUUCCCGGGCGAACAAGUCGCAGCCAUCUUCUAUGGGCCCAAGCCUCCUCUCGAUACCGGCGAAAGCUUUCUCGCCUACCUAGUUUCGUCGAACGUUAGUGGCAAUCCUAAAGUCCCCAGAGGCGGUAUGUACUAUAGGGGGCCAAACAACACCGUUAUGCCAACCUGGUUCCCCAAGGAUAGCUUUUUCCCCCUCAGUGCUGAAGGGCCAGAAGGGGACGUAUUCUGGAAGCCUUUUCUACCAAACGCUCUCGAGUUUGAAGCACCAGUCGACGACCCUCUCUACUCAGCACACAAGGAAGUCAAAAAGAUCGAUGCUGCCACCGGAGAACACUUCUCGCAAUAUCUAGCGGAUCAUCCAAUCAAGGGAGUCGGAUGUACGCAGCAUCUUCAGUAUUGUCACGCCAGAGACGGCCAAGAAGACUACUGCACUCUAUUUGAAGGAGUACCCUACCACACAUUCCGCGACUUCGAUUUCCCUGAAGCAAACAGCGUACAGCGAGCAGUACUACAGCUGAUAAUCAAGUCGGUCUGGCUACACGCCACUGUAAACGUCAUGACAUGUAAAACCACCACCAUGAUGUCCAAGGGAGAUUUCGAUGUUUCAGGGCUACCGAACGACUUCUGGAAACAAGAAGUUCUAGGAUGGGAACAGGAGGUAUGGGCAGCUAUGCAAAUCCAAGUCUCUCAGUAUGCUAGGGGGCCCCAAUUUGGCGAUCCGUUUGCGGGUGAGGUCUUUCUGAAGCCGCAGACAGAGGGUGAGAAAACGCUCUGUGGGGCGCAAAUAAUGAAAAAGUCUGGUGGAUUUGUCAACAUCAACGUCUUCGGUCUCUCCUUCGUCAUCGCCUUCUCCAUCCUCGUCGCAAUCAUCGACAUCACACUUCUGAAAUUCCUCGUCUACCUCACUCACUUCCGUCGCGCACUCGGCCCCCGUGUCGCCCGCUGGACACAAGAUGGAGUAUGGCAGCUCCAGCGCCGAGCUUACGAGGGUGAAGGUCAUCGCAACUGGACUGAUUUGGAGAGCGAAAUCCCGCUAAUGGAGAAGGGUCAUAAGCUCAAGGACCUGCCGAUUGUGUGGCGACCUGGCAAGAGUCCGAUGAUGGUGCAGACGUCUUCAUUUUCUUCGACGAAUUCGCUGAGGUCGCAGCAGCAGUCCAUAAGCGAGCUGGCGGCGGAGGAUGUUGAAAGCGCACCUGUCAUUACUGAGCAACGUAGGGGCUGGUUCAAUUUUGCGCGACACUGA